CAGGUCAUGCAGUUGUGACUCUUGUGUGUAAUUUGUGGAAAUUGAACUAGCAUAAUGGCUGCAGGAUCUCAAGAGACAUUGUAUACUGUACGUGAUUUACUCCAGAAGAGUAAAUUAAUCAGUGAAGGUCCACCUGCACAAUAUCGUCUGCUUACAACCAAAAGCAAUCUUGGUGAAAACGGCUCAGUGACAAAAUGGACAUUUGGACAGAGAGACAUCAAUAUGCGAAACAAAAUUGUACUGAUGGUAGGAGAAACUGGAACAGGCAAAACUACUCUGAUUAAUGCAAUGACUAAUUAUAUACUCGGGGUGACAUUUACAGAUGAAGUGUGGUUUGAGAUCACAGAGGGGGGAGAGAAUCAGUCAGAUCAGUCAGAAACACAAACAACUAAAGUCACUGUGUAUGAGGUGUUUACCCAGAACAAUACAAUCUGUCUGACCAUCAUUGACACACCAGGUUAUGGAGACACCAGGGGAACAGAAUAUGACAAACAGAUCGCUGAGAAUCUCUACAAUCUGUUUCACAGUGAUAGUGGAGUGAAAGAAAUUGAUGCAGUGUGUCUGGUAGUGAAUGGAUCUCAGAAUCGACUCUAUAACAGACUGCAAUACAUCUUUGAUGCAGUUUUGUCUUUAUUUGGUAAAGACAUAGAGAACAACAUUGUGAUAUUUAUCACUCACUCAGAUGGACUGCCUCCAGAUGAUGUUCUUAAUGCCAUCAAGAAAGCAGGGAUUCCCUGCAGGAAAGAUGAAGAAAAUGAACCUGAGCAUUUCUUAUUUAACAAUUGCCAAACUAAGAAGAGGAUCAACAAGUAUAACAAAGAUUUACAGAGAUUUUGGGAUCUUAAUGUGAAAACUUUAAAUGAUUUCUUUGCUUCACUGGUCGAACAGAACAGAAAAAGUUUAGUGCAGACUGAAAGUGUUCUGACUGAAUCCAAACGACUUGAAGCCUGUAUUUCUAAUCUACAAAACCGCAUUGAGUUUGUAGAGUACAAAAGUAAAGAACUGACUCAAAUACAGAAAGCUCUUGAGGAAAACCAUGAAAAGAUUAAGCGAGAUGAAAACUUUACUUUUACGGUCAUCAAAUAUUACAAAGAAAAAGUUCCCAUUGAAGGUGCUUCAUGGAGGAACAGAAUGGUGUCCAGUUGCUCUGUCUGUGAGGAAAACUGUCAUGAGUACAAUUGUUGGUGUGCCCUGAAUGCCAAGUUGUGUAAAGUCAUAAAAAAAGGCUACUGCACUGUAUGUACAGGCAAAUGUCACUACACUAAACAUGUCAGAGAGAACAAGAAAUACGUUACACGCAGUGAAAACAGCAACAUGACAUUUGAUGAACUUAAAAAACAAUAUGAAACUCUCAGCAAUACAAAAUCAAUUACCAAGUUUGACUCGGAGUCCUUUGAGAACGUAAAAAGAGAGUUUGAAAGCAACAAGAGACAGGAACAGGAGAAAACUAGCAUAGAGAAGAGACUGCAAGAAGAACUGACCGAGAAAGAAAAAGAAAAAGCUGAUCUGGUGGAAGAAGCCUACAACACCAUUAUGAAACUGUCAGAGAUUGCUCUGAAGCCAGACUCUGCUUUCAUUGUUCAAUCUCUUGAAUUCUUGAUCCCUCGAGCUGAGGAAACUGGAAGAAAUGUUCUUGCUAAGAAUCUAAGAGACCUAAGGAAGAUUCAGCCUGAAUCAGAGGAAAGAGUUCAUGCUGUAAUUGCGUAUGUAACAGAAGGUUUAAUUAAAUUGAAAAAUUUUAUUAGUGGUAAAUAAAUGAAUUGAGGAGAUUACAUAUGUUUGUGUAACAUGAUGUAAUACAUAUGGAAUAAUGAACAUGUCUGCAUCAAGAAAGCAAAAUUUUCUUCGGUUAAUAAAAUACAUUGUGCUUA
Tachysurus vachellii is the source of this 1871-nucleotide messenger RNA. RefSeq lists its product as uncharacterized. Gene Ontology annotation, molecular function: ATP hydrolysis activity; GTP binding. The record is from RefSeq and is a predicted model, not a curated record. Lineage: Eukaryota; Metazoa; Chordata; Actinopteri; Siluriformes; Bagridae. The coding region runs from base 55 to 1755 and encodes 566 amino acids. The transcript has 2 exons.